This is a messenger RNA of Oldenlandia corymbosa var. corymbosa, 1517 nucleotides long. The record is from the annotation of a GenBank genome assembly. Lineage: Eukaryota; Viridiplantae; Streptophyta; Magnoliopsida; Gentianales; Rubiaceae.
GUUAGUAAGGAUUCUUCAGGUAACCAGCUGAGUAUCUCUAUCAAAACAUCAUCUGGAAGAUAUACAUCACUUGUCUUUUGCGGAUGCAAUGAUUCUUCAAUGCCCGGAACUAACCGAUACAAAACAUCCCACAACCAUGUAAAGCACCUGAAUGACAUUGGAGGCAGGCAGGCAGAACGGAGAAUUCUAAUGAUACGGAAGGGAAAGCCUUUAGAAGUUGUUAAUAUAUAUAAGGAAGUUUUGGGUGAAAAUCCGAUUCCUGUACAAAAAGGAAUUUCGGACUCGGCUGGAGCCGUCAAAAUUUGAGCUCGACCGAGCCGGCUGGAGUUUCUCCUUGGCUUGGGGAAAAGGUGGAAAAGCAUUAGAUCAUUAUUUAAACCCCAACACCCAACCCCCAAGGAUUUGGUUUUAUUAUAAAAAAACAUCGCCUUUGCCGCUUAAACUAAACAGGGGAAAAAAAGGAGACUUUAGAAAAUGGACACGUCAUUUGUGAUUCUGAUAUGAAGACACGUUUCUGUGAUUCCGCCACGCGCUUCUUCUUCUUCUCCUUCUUCUUCAUCCUUGCCUCUUCACUUGCAUUUGCUUUCAAUCUUCAUCCUCAUCAGAACUUUGGGUUUUGCGGAGAAAACCACAAGGAGGACGCUGUUACUAGUGAACAAUCUCAAUCGUCAAUUCAAAUGGCCGCCGUUGGAGCCCCCCACGAUUCUUCUCCGAAUAGUAGUAACUCCGCCGAGAUCGAAGAAAUUGCUCGAUUCGCUGUUGAACAGCACAAUCACAAAGAGAAUGCGGUGGUGGAGCUGGGUAGGGUGGUGAAAGCGGAAGAACAGGUUGUAUCCGGUAAGUUACACCACCUGACACUUGAAAUCAUUGAGGCUGGGAAGAAAAAACUCUAUGAAGCUAAAGUGUGGGUGAAGCCCUGGUUGAACUUCAAGGAGCUUCAAGAAUUCAAGUAUAUCAAGGACGUUAUUCCAUCCUUUACUUCCUCGGAUUUGGGCGUUAAAAAGCCGGAUCGAGCUGGAUGGCGAUCCGUCCCUGUUCACGACCCGAACGUCAAAGAUGCAGCUGAGCAUGCCCUCAAGACCAUCCAGCAGAGGUCCAAUUCGUUGAUUCCGUACGAGCUUCAUGAGAUUGUUCAUGCUCAGGCUGAGUUGACUGAAGAGUCUGCGAAGUUUGAUAUGCUGCUUAAGCUGAAGAGGGGUGAGAAAGAAGAGAAACUCAAGGUUGAGGUUCACAAGAACAACAAUGAUGGUGCUUUCCGCUUGAAUAAGAUGGAACCAGACCGUUCUUGAUCUUGUCCAGUUGAUAGAUGAUGACUUUUGGCAUGUAAUAUCUUUAGUGUAUUAUGUUUUAACUUUGGAAAUGGGGAAUAAUAUACUUCAUAGGUUUUGUAUUGCUGGACUUCAAAUGAUGCGUCUUCAUUGUCUUUGGUAUGUUUUCAGUCAUUGAUAAAUUAAUAUAGUCAUUCCGUCCCAAAAUAAUUUUUCUGUUACUAUAAUGUAGCUACUAACUACCCUUUC